Copidosoma floridanum is the source of this 2048-nucleotide messenger RNA. It is a transcript of the gene Myc, whose product is annotated as bHLH transcription factor Myc. Gene Ontology annotation, molecular function: protein dimerization activity. The record is from RefSeq and is a predicted model, not a curated record. Lineage: Eukaryota; Metazoa; Arthropoda; Insecta; Hymenoptera; Encyrtidae.
CUCGUAUCGAAAGAAGACUGCAUCAGGACUAUUCGUCUUUGACAGGGAGACGAAAGCCGGGUCUCUCGCUUUUCGUUCCUCUCGAGAGCGAGCCUGCCUCGUCCUUUUCAAGACGACACUUUGGAUAUUGUGAUUCGAGCGCCUACUUUUCUCCGCGGAGAAUUCGCGCGUGAUCUUUUGUGCGGGGUGCUGUUGGAUUUUUUUUUUUUUUUUUUCAAAUCAGUGAGUACAGUUGGAUCCGAAUAUCACGAUGGAUCACUUCAUGUUCAAACUGGACAUUGACGACCUCUUCAGGUCACCGGCUAUUUCGUCGAUAGAAAGCGCGUCGACCGACAACAGCGGCGACUGGAGCGACAACCUGGGAGACUUUUUCAACAACGUCGGCCCGGAAGAGAUCAACAAAAUGCUGAGCGAGGAGAUCGACGAUUGUCUCUUCGACUCGCUGUCACCCCAGGGCUGUAUGCUCGAGAACAACGUCGAACAGGAUCUCCAGUUGGAACACCUACUCUUCCAGAACGAGCAGGCCAUCAUGGGCACGGCCAACAACAACUCGUCGCCGUCGUCGUCCCCGUCCUCGUCCACGUCGUCGUUGUCGUCGCCGUCCUCGUCGCCGUGCUACCUGGAUCCCAUGACGAUGAUGCCGGUGAGUGAGCUCAUGCGCGUCCCCAUGGGCAUGCUCGAAACCCCCUCGUCGUCCUCGCCCGUCUCCCCCGUGCCCUCGUCCGCGUCGUUGCUGGUCAACAAUUCUCUGCACGAGAGCUCCCCGGUGCUGGCCAAUCCCAUGAUGACGUCGGUGGCCCGGCCCAGCUUGGGCAGCUUCACUACGACGGCAGCUGGCUGCGGCGGUGGCGCCAGAGCCAACGAGGCACGGCCGCUCACGCCGCUGAGCAUGCAAUCGUUCGAGGCCUCGGAGAACAGCGCCUGCGAGGAUGAGGACUUCAAGUUACAACAGCAACAGCAGCAGCAGCAACAAUAUCACUACCACCCCACGAGUAGUAGUCACAGUCAGCUCGCAAACCAGCAGCUGGUGAGCCGAGUGUUGCACGACGACAAGAUACUGCCCACGAACGGUUGGCAAAAUACGAUGAACGACCAUUGCUACACUCUGAGCCCGUUGCCCGCGGUGCGGCGAUUGGGAACGAUGACGAAUACGACGACGACGACGACGACAAACACCGCGGCCCAGCUCUCGCCCAAGAGCCUCGAACGCCUCGGUGCCCCGCCCACGCCCUCCGACACAGACGAGGAAAUCGACGUCGUCUCGUGCGAGAAAAAGGGCACCCUGCCCAACCAACCGACCGAUGACGAGCAAGUGCUGUACCAGCACAACUUCACGCAGACCUUCGCUCACCAAACAACAGCCAUGACGACGACGACGACGGCGGCGGCAAACCAAACGCGCCAGGGCAGGAGAAAAAGAGCAGCGACGACGCCGGCCCAACCACCCCAGCAAGUCCAGCGUGCCCCGCGCGCCCGAGGCCGCCCACCCACGAACGGCGGCCGCGGCAGACGUGCCCCCGCCAACAAUGCCCGCGCCGCGGCUGUUGCUGCCGCCAUGUACGCCCAGGAGCUACAAGCGAGCACCAGCAACGUGAACUACUACCAGGGAGUCGUGGCCGGCCGAGGGGCAGUCGCGAACAGGGGCGGCAAGCGCAACACCAAGCGGCUGCAGAACGACGCCAUCAGCAACGAAAAGCGCAACCAGCACAACACGAUGGAGCGCAAGCGGCGCAUACACCUGCGCGGAAUGUUCGAGGAGCUGCGGAGAAUCGUGCCCGAGCUCUCGCACCAAAAGUUCGCCGCCAAGAUCAAGAUCUUGAGCAGCUCGGCCAAGUACUGCUAUCAGUUGCAGUGCGCCGAGAGGAACUACGUGAAGCACCGAGCCGAGCUUGGGCUCUACCAGCUGAACCUCAACAGCCGGCUGGAGAAAUUAAGGCACGAGGUCAUCAAGGUCGCCGAGCUGGAGGAGCUGAGGGAGUCGCAAGCGAGGCGGCGUAUGCUGCAGUUGCAGCAUCAGCAGAUGCUUAAGCAGAGGAUGAUGUGAGGGG